Molecule: messenger RNA, 1552 nt
Organism: Pisolithus orientalis
Lineage: Eukaryota; Fungi; Basidiomycota; Agaricomycetes; Boletales; Pisolithaceae
Exons: 4
Coding region: 312-1451 (379 amino acids)
Biological process (GO): maturation of SSU-rRNA from tricistronic rRNA transcript (SSU-rRNA, 5.8S rRNA, LSU-rRNA)
Cellular component (GO): nucleolus
Source: RefSeq, a predicted model, not a curated record
CUGGAUGUAGUUCAUCUUCGUCAGAGAUGGCAAGUGUAAGAACGGCUUGACUUGGUUCUAAAUCCUUCGUUGGGAUAUCGCAAAGAGCUGGUAUGGCAGGCUGGUGGCGUCUCACUGGCACUAACAGCAGCCCCACUUGCCCAGCAUACUGUAAUCGGAGUCACUGGAUCAGAUCUCAGAGCCCACCUCACACGGCACGUGACUAGCUACAGCCAAAUUUUGCUCAGCCCAAGGCGCGGCAAAACUCCUGUCAGGUUGUCCAUAUACAUAUCAUAGAGUGCUGUAUAUCACGGUAUUUUGGCGCAAACCAUAUGGAUUCUGCUCCUCGUUCGAAAAAACCGCGCACCAAGUCUUCGUCGCGUAAAAGCGAAACGAAAAGUACAGCGACGCACCUCAACGAAGUACUCUUAGACAGCGAUGAAACAGUCGUGACCGCGCCAAAAAAUGCCCGCUAUGCCGAGUCGUCUUCGCUUGCCAUACACUCUGGUGUGGAGCUAGGUCAGGAUGAGGUCAUGGACGACGUCCCCGCAUCACGGGAAGCAGACGGCACACUUGACGCUGACCUAGCUGAACUCAGCCUUGGGCAAAGACUUACAGCCAUAGGAGGGGAUAAUGCCAAGACCCGGAAUACAGACAGUGAUGAAGAAGUCUCUUCAAGAGAACAAAAAAGACAGAGCAUGCCAGAUAUCGUCCCUGCACAUUCGUUAACACGGACUCUCAUACAAGCACUACAUUCAUCCGAUUCACGUUUGCUGGAAACCUGUCUAAACCAUUCAGACACGUCCCUAAUACGCAACACGGUCAGGCGACUACCACCUCAAUUAUGUCUACCGUUACUUCUUACGUGCGUGGAAAAAUUAGCAAGAGGUGCAAGGGCUGCAAAUAUGAAAGGAGGUGGGGGUGGAGCUAGUUCUCAAAGGGCCAUGGUGUUGAUAACGUGGAUCAAAACAACGCUUACUGUGCAUAGCAGUCACCUUAUAGCUAUGCCCGAUCUAGUGGCAAGGCUGGCAGGUCUUCACGCGACGCUAACAUCACGGCUCGCCUUACAAAACAGCUUGUUGUCGUUGAACGGCAAGUUGGACAUGGUACUCUCUCAGAUAGAAAUGCGUUCGUCAUCAGCACCCGCUCCUUUGAAGUUGAAGAAAGAUGGCAACUCUCGUCCGGAUAGUGAGCGCCAGCCCACCCGUUACGUUGAGGGCGACAGCGAAAACGAAGAUGUAGAUGCGGAGGAGAUGGUUGCAGAACCACUAGUAGAGAGUGAUGGCGAGGAGGGAAGUAUAGAGGACAUCGAAUUGGGCGGCGAGGAAGAAGACGGGGAAGAAGACGGGGAAUAUUCAGAGGGUGGAGAGGACUCCGAUUCCGGAAGCAGCGCCCCAGUUUUAAAUGGAUUUAUCGACGACGAAGCAGAGGAAUUCGAUGACGAUGAAGAUGAGGACGAUGAGAGUGAGUAGACCACAACUGCGUGAUUUCCGCAGACUUCAUCGCAGGGAUUCGGGGAUUACUUGUCACUAAUGUCAAAAUCGGGUCCAUGGAAAGCGGAUGUGUUUAUUGA